Molecule: messenger RNA, 2799 nt
Organism: Lotus japonicus
Lineage: Eukaryota; Viridiplantae; Streptophyta; Magnoliopsida; Fabales; Fabaceae
Product: homeobox-leucine zipper protein HAT3
Exons: 4
Coding region: 274-1209 (311 amino acids)
Biological process (GO): regulation of DNA-templated transcription
Cellular component (GO): nucleus
Molecular function (GO): DNA-binding transcription factor activity, RNA polymerase II-specific; sequence-specific DNA binding
Source: RefSeq, a predicted model, not a curated record
CAUUAACUCCAUCCCCUAUUCUCUCUCUCUCCCUCUCUAUCUAUCUCUUUCAUCACUGUCCUCCAUAGUAUGUAUCUAUAUAUAGUCCCAUCUAUCCACCAUUCUUUUUACUGUUCUACAAAAAGCUAAUAAAGAAGCCCUGUGAUACCCACUGCCACCAAAGCAAAGCCCAACCCCAUUUCCUGCCCCCACUCCCCUUCUUAAUACCAUUUUGCCGUUUUCCUUUCACACUUUCCAAACCAAACAAGCCUUUCUUCUAGGUUUUGAGGGAAAAUGGCUGGGAAAGAUGAUGAUGGGUUGAGCUUAGGUUUGAGCUUGAGUUUAGGAAGUGGAAAAAAUGCUGCAAAUAAUAAUGAUAAAAAUAAUCAAACCCUUUUUCCCAUGCACAAGCCUCCUCAAUCCACCUCAAAUCAAAGGGCUUCCUUCAAUAACUUGUUCCCUUUUCAUGAUCGGAGCUCCGAGAUGAGGUUGUUCCUCCGCGGAAUAGACUCGAACUCACAACGGCCGUCGACGACCGUGGCGGUGCCGGCGGUGGCAUGCGAUGACGAGAACGGCGUUUCAUCACCGAACAGCACGGUGUCGAGUAUCAGCGGGAAGCGGAGCGAGAGAGAGGGCAACGGAGACGAGCACGAGGCCGCUGAGAGGGCGUCGUGUUCUCGGGGAAGCGAGGACGAUGAUGGCGGAGGCGGUGACGGCGAUGGUGACACUUCAAGGAAGAAGCUGAGGUUGUCGAAGGAGCAGGCUUUGGUGCUGGAAGAAACCUUCAAGGAACAUAACACCCUAAAUCCAAAACAAAAGCAAGAAUUGGCAAAGCAAUUGAACCUGAUGCCUAGACAGGUGGAGGUGUGGUUUCAAAACAGAAGGGCAAGGACCAAGUUGAAGCAAACUGAAGUGGAUUGUGAAUACUUGAAGAGAUGCUGUGAGAAUCUAACUGAGGAGAAUAGGAGGUUGCAAAAAGAAGUGCAAGAGCUUAGAGCUCUGAAAUUAUCCCCACAGCUCUACAUGCAAAUGAAUCCUCCCACCACUCUUACCAUGUGCCCUUCGUGUGAGCGUGUUGCUGUCUCAUCUGCAUCCUCAUCCUCAUCACCCAGCGUUCCCUCUGCCCCGGCUCCCGCUAAUCGCAACCCCUUAGGCUCAAGCAUCCAGCGACCGGUACCUAUCAACCCUUGGGCUGCAAUGUCUAUCCAACAACACCGUCCUCGACCAUAAUUGUUGACUCCUGACCCAUUGUUAACUUCUAGGCCAGGACAUUUUAGUUGUUAAGCAGAAAUGAAUCAAUGCAAUAGUGCAAGUAAGUGUUGAUUUACCAAUACUUGAGGUUAUGACUUUCGUUAACUCUUCACUCUAGGCUUACUUUAUUUUUGGCCUAGAUUAAAACAUGUUUUAGUGAACUUUAGGAUCUGUAAAGUUAUGGACAUGUGAAAGUAGGUUGUGUUUUCAUAUGCUGAAUAGCUUUUGUUAACCUUGAAAAGAUGAAAAAGAGAAUCCGAAUCUGUUUUUUUUAUCUUUUCUUCUUUAGCUUCAUAGGAUUUGUCAUACAACUUGCUGGGAAAAGGUGGGAUUUUGUGCUAGAUUGGAGAGGGGACAAAUUAAGGGGAGUCUCAAUUAGAAAUGAUUUUUGUCCAUCUUUUGUUUGGAUUCUCAAUCUGUUUGGUCGGCACACUUGAACAUGGGUUGGGUGAGUCAGAUUGUGGGCUCAACUUUGGCUCCUUCUGUACAUCAUUCUCCUUAAGAUGUGUAUUUCCAAUACCAUGUAGCAAGAGCUGGCAGUGAACAAAGGUUAUGUGGCAAGCACUAGUUACAGUGCCUUUGAAAGUUGAGAUUGAAAUGUUUGGAUACCAGUGGGAUCGGUGCUAACGGGCAUUAACAAUCACUUCGAAACAAAAAGUGAAUGAAACUCUUCUUAUGAAUUGAGAUGAAUACACUCUUUGUGACUGGUAUUCAAAUACACUAACAAGCACAUCAAAAGGUAGGACGGGCGCCCAUAUUCAAGUUUAGCAUUUUGGAACAUUGGCCGAUCCUGUUUUUUAAUGUCUCUCUUUUCUUUUGAUGAGCUAAUUGGCUGAAAUUGAUUUAAUUGUUUCGAUUCAUAUUAUAUUUUAUAUCCAAAGAUUAGUUAAAGAAAACUUAUGUCUGAAGAAUUAUGCAACUUUGGACCAACUCCUUCAUGGCGUCAAUGACAAUUAUGCUUCCUUGCUUGAAUAAGGUUUUUUCCUAGGUUGAUAGGAGUGUCAAUUGAAUCUUGGCAUUUUCUGGAAUCCAAAUGCUCUUGCAAUUCAAUGAAAGCAUUUUGUACCCACUUCACACGGUUGAGGUUGAUCUCUUGGAAAGACACCUCUAACUAAACCCAAUUCUUCUAGGCACUGCACUCAUUGUGGAUGCUCCAAUCAGAUGGUGAAACAUGCCUUUUGUGUCAGAUUUCCACCUGGCUACAAAUUAAGAAAAUAUGUUAACCAUGUUGCCAUUUAACAGGGCGAGCAUAUUCCAUCUGCUCUUAUUGAAUCCCCUUUGUUACGUUUAACAAUAGAACAAAUUGAAGGCUUGCUGGCAGUGCCUACUCCAAGUUAUGAUGCAGUUCAGUCUACUCCAGUUGUUGCUUCACUUUGGCCUACACCACCUACUGCUGUUGGAUCUUCUUCACAUGUUGCCGUUGAUUUUUCUGCUUCCCCUAUGAUUUCCUUAUCAUACUUAUGGACAUGACUAUGAUGAUGAUGUCAGAAAAUUACUAGGGGUUGUGGUUGUUGACUUGUUGGUAAUAUACGAAUGGCUUUGACUCAAUUUAACUAUAUUGGUAACAAC